Gaeumannomyces tritici R3-111a-1 is the source of this 1362-nucleotide messenger RNA. RefSeq names its product SNARE Ykt6. The transcript is spliced from 6 exons. The record is from RefSeq and is a predicted model, not a curated record. Gene Ontology annotation, biological process: endoplasmic reticulum to Golgi vesicle-mediated transport. Gene Ontology annotation, molecular function: SNAP receptor activity. NCBI's taxonomy places the organism in Eukaryota, Fungi, Ascomycota, Sordariomycetes, Magnaporthales, Magnaporthaceae. Gene Ontology annotation, cellular component: Golgi apparatus; membrane. The coding region runs from base 366 to 959 and encodes 197 amino acids.
CAAUGAGCCAUUGAUCGUGGAGCGGGGCAUCCAAUUCGGUGCAUCGAUCACUGACCCAUGUGACGUCCAUUGAUUGAGGCCGCCGGAAGCCACCGCCAGCGCCGACACCACGCCCGAACAAGACGACACCAUCCUUGGCUUCUUUGAUUGACGACGGCCACACCACCACCAACCAGCCAGCUAUUCGGUCUGGCACCCAUCGACAGCUCCCGCCCUUGCCGCUCUGCAUCGAAUCCACCCCAUCCGACCCGUCCCAACGACCCCCGCACCGCCCAAAACGACGAAGAGCGGUCGAGCCAUCCCGACCGCCGCUUGAAGCAACCACCCCCAGACCACCUCCAGACCAACCCCAUCCAGCCACCACCAUGAAGCUGCACUACAUCGGGAUCUUCCGCAACGAGACCAAGCCGGCGCACGAGAUCGUCGCCGAAAAGGAGCUGAGCUCGUACUCGCGCUUCACUCGCUCCAACUAUGGCGAAUUCAUGACCUUUACCUCCAAGACGGUUGCCGAGCGGACCAAGCCUGGACAACGGCAAGACGUCGAGGAAAAUGAGUACACGUUCCACGCCUACGGGCGCACCGAGGGCGUCUGCGGCAUCAUCAUCUCGGACCACGCGUACCCGGCGCUCGUGGCGCACCAGCUGCUGUCCAAGGUGGUGGACGAGUUCCUGACGAAGCACCCGCGCUCCUCCUGGGCCACGGGCGACGUGACGCUGCCCUUCCCCGAGCUGCAGGAGUACAUCAUCAAGUACCAGGACCCCCACGAGGCCGACAGCAUCCUCAAGAUCCAGAAGGAGCUCGACGAGACCAAGAUCGUGCUGCACAAGACCAUCGAGUCGGUCCUCCAGCGCGGCGAGAAGAUCGACGACCUCGUCGCCAAAAGCGACGGCCUGAGCGCCCAGAGCAAGAUGUUCUACACACAAGCAAAGAAGCAGAACUCGUGCUGUAUCGUCAUGUAAGGCCGUUAGGGACAUUUGUUGAUGCUGCUACUUGCUACCGCAUGGCUCCGUAUUAUAUCAAGGCGUCCGUUUGCUUGUCGGGGGGGAGUAUAAUAUCCUCUCCCUCCCGCGGCAUUCCGUGGUUGAUUUCUUUUGGAUCUCGUAGUCCUCUGCUUUUAUCUCCUCCCAUUUUCUUCCUUUUUUUUGAGCCGACUUUCCCAACAGACAAUCUUACCUAUAUAACGCGAACCGUGCCUUUGCCUGCCCCCUUCCUUCAAGCGCCUUGGCCCAUCUACGUAACAACCCUCAACACUAACAGCGCGCACCCCGAAAGCGUGCAUAAUAUGAUGCCCGGCUUACCCUGACCUGUCCGCGUGGCGGUGUUCGUCCCCUUUCCGCCCGGGCCCCCAAGCCAUGAACCUUG